AUGGCUUCAUCCAGUGGAAUAUUGUGUGGUGUGUGUGAAACUCAACACUUGGUGAAAGAGGCCGCCUUCUGGUGUUCUGAAUGCGAUGAAGGAUUGUGCUCAUCAUGCGAAAAACACCAUCGUGCCUCCAAAUCCUCACGAAAUCAUGAAGUCAUUUCAGUGCAUAAUUAUAAAAAAAUACCACAAGCAAUAGCAAGUAUAAACCAAUAUUGCUCAGACCACGAGAAAAAGUAUCAGCUCUACUGUUCUCAACAUGAAAAACCAUGUUGUCCGCUUUGCAUAACAACUAAUCACAAAACUUGUGAUUUGAUGGCACUUGAUGAUAUUGUCAAAACAUCGAAGACUUCCGCAUUAUUUGACAUUAUGGAACAAAUUUUAAAGGAUAUGAAGAGCAACAUGAAAAAAAUUAUUGAAGACAGAAAGCAGAAUUUGGGGAAAAUUCACCAACAGCGACUGAGAUUCCAGACAGAUAUAAAAGAGGUACGAAAGAAAAUAAACAAACACCUAGAUAAUCUUGAGCAAGAAAUACAACAAGAUAUCCAAGCUGCUGAACAGAAAGUCCAAUCACAAAUAGACAGAUUUCUUUCAAAAAUUUUAUGCCAUGAUAAAUCACUAAAUGAGCUACAGAAGAGAAUUUCCGCAACGAAAAGUUUUGCAACUGACCUUCAAACAUUUCUCGGUGGUAAAAUGUUUGAAGCCGAGAUCCAAAAAGAAGAGAUAUUUAUGCAGUCUUUAAUAACAGAUGGAAGCUUACAACAAAUAAACCUACAAUGCAGAAUUGAUAACAAGAUGUCUGACAUACUGUCUAUGACAAAGAUUGGAGAGAUAUCAGCUAUAGAAAAUCCACCCACUAUAACCCUGACGAUGACUAGAGACAAACAAGCUCAACUAAUGCUACCGACGAUAUCAAAAUCAAUCAAUCACAUCAAUCCUACUUUAUUGAAAACAUUUGAGAUACCGAAAGGGAGAGAGGUAGUUGGAAUCUCGGGGUGCACCAUCAUGCCAACUGGUAAAAUGGUCUUCGUAGAUCUAACCAAUGACCGUCUAGUUAUCUACAAGGAAAAUGGAUCAUUUGUGUGUGUAAUACCUGUAUCACACCAACCGUUAGAUGUUACAUGUAUUGGUGAGAAUACCGUUGCUAUCACCCACAAUAAAGAGCCUUUUCAUAUAGAAAUUAUCCACAUCGUCAAUAAAAAGACUGUGAAAAGUAUCAAAACGUCUAACCGUUGCUACGGCAUUACAUAUAAUAAAGGAAGACUAAUAUAUUAUGAAACUGGAAGUGGUAUCAAAACAACAGAAUUUACGGAUGAAAGUACUGUCACCACAGUAGUUAAAGACGAUGGCAAGCAUAACUGGAACUAUGUUACAACAUCAAAAGACAAGAUGUAUUAUACAAACGAUACCACAAAUACAGUAACAUGCUACACAAUCACAGGACAGAAGGUUUGGGAAUACAAAGACGAUUCAAUAUUGAAGAUGAUUCGUGGAGUAGCAAUUGAUAACUAUUCCAAUGUGUAUGUGGCAUCCCACGCAGAUAACAGUGUUGUCGUAAUUUCACCAGAUGGCCAGCAUGCCCGUCGAUUGUUAGAAAAUAACGGAAUAUAUUUUCCUAUGGGUAUACAUUUUGACCAAGACAGAAAUAUUCUUCUCUUUACUAACAUGCUGGGAACUAUCUAUUUGUAUAACAUUAACUUAUCAUCUUUUUAA
Mytilus trossulus (common blue mussel) is the source of this 1707-nucleotide messenger RNA. RefSeq lists its product as uncharacterized. Gene Ontology annotation, molecular function: zinc ion binding; ubiquitin protein ligase activity. The record is from RefSeq and is a predicted model, not a curated record. Bases 1 to 1707 code for a protein of 568 amino acids. The transcript has a single exon. Lineage: Eukaryota; Metazoa; Mollusca; Bivalvia; Mytilida; Mytilidae.